Messenger RNA from Vidua macroura (Pin-tailed whydah), 3711 nucleotides. RefSeq names its product small G protein signaling modulator 1 (gene SGSM1). The transcript has 26 exons. The coding region runs from base 10 to 3456 and encodes 1148 amino acids. Lineage: Eukaryota; Metazoa; Chordata; Aves; Passeriformes; Viduidae. Gene Ontology annotation, molecular function: GTPase activator activity. Gene Ontology annotation, biological process: activation of GTPase activity. The record is from RefSeq and is a predicted model, not a curated record.
AGCGCGGCCAUGGCGGCGGCCCCGGCGGAGGCGGAGACCCGGCAGCGGCUGCUGCGCACCGUCAAGAAGGAGGUGAAGCAGAUCAUGGAGGAGGCUGUGACGAGGAAGUUUGUGCAUGAGGACAGCAGCCACAUCAUCUCCUUUUGUGCCGCCGUGGAAUGCUGUGUGCUGUUCGGGCUGAAGCGGAGGGCGGCCGGGUUCCUGCGCAGCAACAAGAUCGCAGCGCUCUUCAUGAAGGUGGGCAAGAGCUUCCCCCUGGCAGAGGAGCUCUGCAGGAAGGUGCAGGACCUGGAGCAGCUCAUUGAGAACGCGAGAAACCAAGCCCAGGGGGUCCCAGAGAACGUGCGCAAGGUGCCGAAGCUGCCCAACCUGUCUCCUCAGGCCAUCAAGCACCUCUGGAUCCGCACGGCCCUCUUCGAAAAGGUCCUGGAUAAAAUCGUGCACUACCUGGUGGAGAACAGCAGCAAGUACUAUGAGAAGGAGGCUCUCCUGAUGGAUCCAGUGGAUGGGCCAAUUCUAGCAUCUCUAUUGGUGGGGCCCUGUGCGCUGGAAUACACCAAGAUGAAGACUGCUGACCACUUCUGGACAGACCCCUCAGCAGAUGAGCUGGUCCAGAGGCACCGGAUCCACAGCUCCCACUGCCGCCAGGACUCGCCCACCAAGCGCCCGGCGCUCUGCAUUCAGAAAAGACAUUCCAGUGGCAGCAUGGAUGACAGGCCAUCCCUGUCUGCCAGGGACUACGUGGAGUCCCUGCACCAGAAUUCCCGAGCCACGCUCCUGUACGGCAAGAACAACGUCCUGGUGCAGCCGCGAGAUGACAUGGAGGCAAUCCCGGGAUAUCUGUCCCUUCACCAGACUGCUGACAUCAUGGCACUGAAGUGGACCCCCAACCAGCUGAUGAACGGCUCCGUGGGCGACCUGGACUACGAGAAGAGCGUGUACUGGGACUAUGCCAUGACCAUUCGCCUGGAGGAGAUCGUGUACCUGCACUGUCACCAGCAGGUAGACAGUGGUGGCACGGUUGUCCUGGUGAGCCAGGAUGGCAUCCAGAGGCCACCUCUGCGCUUCCCCCGUGGAGGGCACUUGCUGCAGUUCCUGUCCUGCCUGGAGAACGGCCUCCUGCCCCACGGGCAGCUGGAUCCACCCCUCUGGUCACAGCGGGGAAAGGGAAAGGUGUUCCCCAAACUGAAGAAGCGAAGCCCCCAGGGCUCCUCCGAGUCCGCGUCUGACAAGGAAGAUGAUGAAGCCACAGAUUAUGUCUUCAGGAUCAUCUACCCCGGGACACAGACCGAGUUUGUUGCCAUUAAUGGUGCUUUUCACCCAUUCCUUGCACCUGUGACUGCUGGGAGAGGGAAGAUCCUGAAGAUUCCAGCUGGAAGCAAGAUGGUGGUGAUCCCUAAAUGGUGUCUGAGUCUCCCUGGCAGAUCCCGAGCUCUCCGUGCUGCUCUGGGCACCUCCUGGCAUCAGUUGCCCCAGGACCUGAUGGACGCUCCGGGGGCUGUCCUGCCCCCCAUGUGGCAGCCCAGCACCCGCAAAUCCUCCUGCUCCUCCUGCUCCCAGAGUGGCUCCUCCGACGGGGGCCCGGCCAAUGGCUGCAGCCACGAGAGAGCCCCGCUGAAGCUGUUAUGUGACAACAUGAAGUACCAGAUCCUGUCCCGGGCCUUCUAUGGAUGGUUGGCCUACUGCAGACACCUGUCCACGGUGAGGACCCACCUGUCGGCGCUGGUGAACCACAACAUCGUGUCCCCCGACGUCCCCUGCAGCGCCAGCGCGGGGCUCACCGUGGACAUCUGGCACAGAUACCUGCAGGACAGCUCGAGUUACGAGGACCAGGAGCUGCUGCGGCUGAUCUACUACGGCGGGAUCCAGCACGAGAUCAGGAAGGCUGUGUGGCCCUUCCUGCUGGGCCAUUACCAGUUUGGGAUGACAGAGGCGGAGAGGAAGGAGGCUGACGAGCAGACCCGGGCGUGCUACGAGCACACCAUGGCAGAGUGGCUGGGCUGCGAGGCCAUCGUCCGGCAGCGUGAGAAGGAGUCGCACGCCGCAGCCCUGGCCAAGUGCUCCUCGGGGGCCAGUCUGGACUCCCACAUCCAGAGGAUGAUGCACAGGGACUCGACCAUCAGCAACGAGUCCUCGCAGAGCUGCAGCUCCGGCCGGCAGAACCACGCCCGGCUGCAGAGCGACUCCAGCUCCAGCACCCAGGUGUUUGAAUCUGUGGAUGAGGUGGAACAGACUGAAGUAGAUUCUCAGCUGGAAGAUGGCAAACAGAGCAAGAUCCCCAAUGGCACAGUCCCCAACGGCACGUGUUCCCCUGAUUCUGGGCACCCCUCUUCCCAAAACUUCUCCAUCACAUCGGGGUUCUCGGAGCGCAGCUUCAGCAACGAGGACAGUGCCCUGGAAACCACCAAGUCCUCAUCCAGCUCCCAGGGAAAGGCUGCUGGGUCCGAUGUGCCAGCCCCGCCGGACAUGGACGGUGUCCAGCAGGAGAAGCUGCAGGGCCAAGACAGCCUGGAAGGGGAAUUUCCCACUGGUGGAAGCGUGGAUUUUGUCCCCAUGGGUGAGGGCUCGGCGGUGCUCCUGCGUGACAGUGACACUGUGGCCCUGACUGUGGUGGAGAGCUGGGCAGACAGCGAGGCUGAGAAGCAGAGCCUGGUGGAGAGUGAGGACAACCUCUCUGAGGAGCCAGAGAUGGAGAGUCUGUACCCACAGCUGGACUCUCUGACUGUGACUGAUCUGACCAGCAGUGAGCCAGCUGCACUCUCCUCCACGGGUGUCACCUACUCUCCAGAGCUGCUGGACAUGUACACGGUGAACCUGCACCGCAUCGAGAAGGACGUGCAGCGCUGUGACCGCAACUACUGGUACUUCACCCCCGCCAACCUGGAGAAGCUCCGCAACGUCAUGUGCAGCUACAUCUGGCAGCACAUUGAGAUUGGCUACGUGCAGGGCAUGUGUGACCUGCUGGCCCCUCUCCUGGUCAUCCUGGAUGAUGAGGCUCUGGCUUUCAGCUGCUUCACCGAGCUGAUGAAGAGGAUGAACCAGAACUUCCCCCACGGAGGAGCCAUGGACACCCACUUUGCCAACAUGAGGUCGCUGAUCCAGAUUCUGGACUCUGAGCUCUUUGAGCUGAUGCACCAGAAUGGGGAUUACACUCAUUUCUACUUCUGCUACCGAUGGUUUCUCCUGGACUUCAAGAGAGAGCUGGUGUAUGACGACGUCUUUGCUGUCUGGGAGACCAUCUGGGCUGCUGCUCACGUCUCCUCUGCUCACUACGUGCUCUUCAUUGCCCUGGCCCUGGUGGAGAUGUACAGGGACAUCAUUCUGGAGAACAACAUGGAUUUUACAGACAUCAUCAAGUUUUUCAAUGAAAUGGCCGAGCGCCACAACACCAAGCAGAUCCUGAAGCUGGCUCGGGACCUGGUCUAUAAAGUGCAGACUCUGAUCGAGAACAAAUGAAGGACCCGGGGCAGACGAGGCACCCAAAGAGCCGGGACUCCCCUCCCUUCCCCUGUUUCUCCAAGUGCCACACCUGUGGGACUCAGGUGGUGGGACACGUGCUGCUAUGUGAGCUGGGAGUCCCCUGGGCUCAGCACAGGCCCUGGCUCAGACCUUCUGCAGUGACUGAACCAAAGAUCCCUCCAGGUGUGUUCCUGUGCUGGGAGCAGGACCAGGCAGUGGCUUCCUGGCCUCGGAGCAGCUGCCGUGGCCACC